UUCUCUAAUCUUCGUGAUCCUCAGCGGGAUGAUAUCUGUUGUAAUCGGAGGCAGUGAUUUUCUUUCAUUCAAAAAAAUGGGCGAGUCAGACUGGUCGCGAAAUCGGGUUCGACACCGAUUGAAUGACGCGGUGCGAUUUGGGGACAUGUUAUUUCCGCGGGAAGCUCUACGAAAUGCAACCCGAUCCGCCGUACCAAACGAUAACCAACUUUGGCCGGGUGGAAUCAUUCCGUACGAAAUUGACAAAUCUGCCGCACAAUACACAUCUCUUUUCAUCCAAGCGACCCAGCAGUUCAAUAACUUUACCUGCGUAAAAUUCGUUCCUCGCGGAAAUGAGGAGAAUUACCUGGGCGUCCAGACGGGCGAGGGUGGGUGCUACUCAUACGUCGGGUAUUGGCUCUCGGGCCGCCAAGAGUUUGGGAUAGGGCGUGGCUGCGUGGACAUUGGGACCAUCGUGCACGAGUUGGGGCACACGGUUGGCCUGUAUCAUGAACACGAUCGGAGCGAUAGGGACGAUUACAUCGUCAUAUUUUGGAGUAAUGUCCAACCAGGUUACGAGGAUCGAUUUGAAAAAAUGCUCCCUGCCCAGAAUCGUCUCCUCAACGGGUACGAUACCGACAGCAUUAUGCACUACGGGGAGGCCGCGUUCUCCAAGGAUGGCGCCAGUGAGACGAUGAGAAGCAAAUUCGGCCACGUUUUGCGAGACCCGUCAGAAAAACAUGGCCUGGACAAGAGUGACAUUGAAAGGAUUAAUAAACUGUAUAAAUGCUGACGACCCGACGGAAAUUCAGAAGUAAAAAUUACAUCAUCAUGAUUCGAAAAUCGAUCCAAGUUUUUUAAUAAAAUUGGAUAAUCAAAUUACGAAAGAGUCCAACUAAACAUGUUAAUUAUUUAAUGUUCGAUUGAUGACUUGGCUGAAUAAUGUAACAAUGAAAUAUCAAUAUUGACAUA
Messenger RNA from Folsomia candida, 951 nucleotides. Its product is annotated as astacin-like metalloprotease toxin 5. Gene Ontology annotation, molecular function: metalloendopeptidase activity; zinc ion binding. The transcript has 4 exons. Bases 29 to 772 code for a protein of 247 amino acids. Lineage: Eukaryota; Metazoa; Arthropoda; Collembola; Entomobryomorpha; Isotomidae. Gene Ontology annotation, biological process: proteolysis. The record is from RefSeq and is a predicted model, not a curated record.